Syzygium oleosum is the source of this 835-nucleotide messenger RNA. RefSeq names its product omega-amidase, chloroplastic-like. The coding region runs from base 119 to 451 and encodes 110 amino acids. Gene Ontology annotation, biological process: oxaloacetate metabolic process; L-glutamine metabolic process. The transcript has 3 exons. NCBI's taxonomy places the organism in Eukaryota, Viridiplantae, Streptophyta, Magnoliopsida, Myrtales, Myrtaceae. Gene Ontology annotation, molecular function: omega-amidase activity. Gene Ontology annotation, cellular component: mitochondrion. The record is from RefSeq and is a predicted model, not a curated record.
UGUAGCUGCGGAAAGUUUGGAUGUGCCUCCUGAUUGCAAAAUGGGAAAUUUAUGGCUUACAAGAACUUUGUAUACCUUAUCAAAUGCCCUUUUGUGAAGGCGUGCACUAGAAGAAAGAAUGGAUAAAAGCAUCUUGAGCGGCCUGCGCCGUUCUAUAAAAGGAGGGAAAAAUCAUGCAGCUUGCCUCAUGGUUUUGUUGACUCUGUGCCAGGAAAUAUGGAACAGUCCCUAUUCAAAUGAUAGCUUCCCUGUUUAUGCUGAGGACAUUGAUGAAGGUUCAUCUCCUUCAACUGCUAUGUUAUCUGAAGCUGCUAAGGCCUUGAAGGUUACCAUAGUGGGCAGUUCAAUCCCAGAAAGAUGUGGUGAUCGAUUGUAUAACGCUUGUUGUGUUUUUGGUUCCAUUGGAGUGCUGAAAGCCAAGCACCGCAAGACGUUGGACGUAUUGGUAUAGGCAUCUGUUAUGAUAUUCGGUUUUAGGAAUUGGCAAUGAUUUAUGCUGCAAGAGGUAGGUUUCGUUUCCUCUUCGUCUAUUUUGCAUUUCCUACAAUGUUGACUCACUGCAUACUGGUGCUGGGGCUGCCACUGGCCCAGUCUAUGCAGUUCGAAAGUAAGAAGAUUUCUGACAGUAAACAUGUAUGUCUUAAGUGGUGGACCUUUGGAUUGUUUUCCUUUGAUUUAUUUUCGUUUUAUCCCUUCCAAUGAUUUUUAAGUUGAAAAUCAGCAAAGUAAGCCUUGCACAAAGGGGGCUUAGCUGUAUAAAUGCUUUUACGACAUUGCGAUAUGUCCUCUAUUGCUUUUUGUAUAGAAGAUAUCUCUUUGCAAUAUUGAGUCCUAA